Trematomus bernacchii (emerald rockcod) is the source of this 5159-nucleotide messenger RNA. RefSeq lists its product as uncharacterized. Lineage: Eukaryota; Metazoa; Chordata; Actinopteri; Perciformes; Nototheniidae. The transcript is spliced from 14 exons. The record is from RefSeq and is a predicted model, not a curated record. Bases 1067 to 3193 code for a protein of 708 amino acids.
ACACAGAGUCGGCUCUUAGAUCCGGAUCGUUGGGAAAAGACCCAUCAUCAUCUCCCUGCUCUCCUCUCACGGUAACCGGGACGCAGCCAGGGCAAAGCUCCGGUAACGGGAACGGAUUUAUUCGCUGAAUGCUCUCCGGGGACGAUGGCACCUCGUGACGUCAGACAACGGUUGUCUAAAUUAGCCCAAAAGAACGGAAAGCGAUGUGUUCGUGUGGCGGGAAACCCGGCUGUGUUUGUUGUGUUAUGUUAGCCGUUAGCCGCUGAAGCUAACGAGCUGUUAACGGUUAACGGGAGGAGACAGCUCACCGGGGAAAUGUUCCGGUGAAUCUACCGGGACUCACAUGAUGGACGGAGGGAAACGGAGCCGUUAAAAGAGUGUUAGCCGGCACCAGGCCUGCGUUGCAGAUCCGAGAGUUGUUGUUGUUUCUCUCAGGAAUUAACUAAGUACUGAAGUACCAUUUACAGCUACUUCUACUCCUCUACAGUUCAGAGAGAGCUGGAGACCGGAGGCGGGGCCUAAGGGAAAACUCAACUGCGCAUGCUCAGUGGGCCCACAUCCGGGUCCUUUCUGGAUCUACAGUCGCUCCAUUUCUGGCUUCAUGCAGCACUGAUCAACUUCACAGGACUGAACGAGGCUGGGUCCAGCUCUCUUUUUACAGCCGUGAUGAGCACACUUCCACCCCUCCUCGUUUCCUUUCCUUCCCCCCUUCCUCCCUCGCUGCAGCAGGAAUAAGGAGCUUCUUCAUCUUCAUCUUCUUCCAUGAUCACAAUGGCCCUGAACCCGCAGUUCCCAGAAAACUCCUAUAAAAUGACCGAGGAGGACGUGAAGAGGCUGAUCGAGCUCAGGGCGUCCAACGAGGCGCUGUUCACUGGGAAGAGGAACUCUGCCAAGUUAGCGUGGAGCACCAUCCUGAAGGGUCUCGGUCUGGAGGGGAAGCUGACGCCCGACCAGAUCGCCAAGAAGUGGGACAACCUGCGGACUAAAUACAAGGACCUGAAGCAGCCGUACCAGGGUCAGGACAGCCUGGGGGGGGGCGGUGGAGUCGUGGCCCUGGUUCCACAUCAUGGACGAGGCGAUGCACGGACGCCUCUUCAACAGCAGCUUGGUGCUCAGCCUGGACGGGACCCACAGCCAGACCCAGAACCAGAGUCAGAACCAGAGCCACAACCAGACCCAGACCCAGAGCCACAACCAGACCCAGAACCAGAACCAGAACCAGAACCAGAGCCAGAACCAGAGCCAGAGCCAGAACCAGAGCCAGAGCCAGAGCCAGAGCCAGAGCCAGAGCCAGGAGAACACCGACAUCUUGGAGUUCCUCAUCAAGACGGAGAUGGAGGACACGGUGGCACAGGAAGCAGCAGUGCAUGAUGGGACGCUGCACGAGGACGCUGCUCCCACUGAGGGGGUGCCGAUGGGCUGGAGGAGGAUGAGUGAGUGCUCUUACAAAAUGUCUGAAACGGAAACGGAGAGGAUGAUUAAACUUCGAGCGGCAAACGAGGCUCUGUUCACCGGCAGGAAACACUCCGCCAAACCGGCCUGGAGAGCCAUCCUGUACGAGCUGGGUCUUCAGGGGAAGCUGACCACCGAGCAGCUGGCCAAGAAGUGGGACAACCUGAAGAGGAGGUACAAGGAGCUGAAGUUCCCCGCCCGCGGCGUGGAGACCAACCCCUCCUCCUGGCCCUGGUUCUACCGCAUGAACGACGCCAUGGAGGGCCGCUUCACGGGAACCGCGCCCGUCCUCACGCCCAUCGUGGAGGACGAGGACGAGGACAUGGAGCCGCUGUCGCCCGUGCCGAGGAAACGAGCGCGAAGGAGCCGGGGCGGCAUGGCCGAGUUCCUCACUGAGUCUGAGAUGGACCUGCUGGUGGAGCAAGACGACAAGAGCGGGUCCACGGCGCUGGGAGACCUGCAGAGGAUGGCCGAGUUCACAUACAAGUUGACAGAAGAAGACAUCCGGAGGCUGAUUGAGCUGCGAUCUUCAAACGAGUCUCUGUUCACCGGCAGGAGGAACACGGCCAAGCCUGCAUGGAGGGGCAUAGUGAAGGAGAUGGGUCUGACGGGGAAGAUCACUCCGGAUCAGGUGGCCAAGAAGUGGGACAACCUGAAGACCAAAUUCAAGGACCUGAAGUUCCCUCCGCGGGGCAUGGAGGGCCAGACGCCUCCCGCCUCCUGGCCCUGGUUCUCCCUGAUGGGUGACGCUCUGGAGGGCCGUCUGGCAGGGAAGGCUGCCCGGGUGACGCCGGUGUGGAGCAGCGAGGAGGACGCCAUCUUUGUUUCCUCCCCCCUACCUCCCCCUCCUCCCCCCCCCGAGAGGGAGUGCCUGCUGGAGGGGAGGGGCAGCGUGUCCGAGCUGGAGUCCAUGGCGGGGGGCGACGCCGCCGAGGCCGAUGGGAACGUGACGUACAUCGACGCCAGCGGAGAGGAGUGCUCCACGCCCUCAGAAAACUCCUAUAAAAUGACGGACCAGGACACGAGGAAGAUGAUCAGACUGAGAGCCGCUAACGAGGCGCUGUUCACCGGCAGGAGGAACGCUGCUAAGGCUGCAUGGAAGGCUAUCAUCAGGGAGAUCGGGCUGCAGGGGAAAGUCUCGACCUAUCAGAUGGCCAAGAAAUGGGACAAUCUGAAGAGGAGAUACAAGGACCUAAAGUACCCUCCUGUUGGGAUGGAGAACAUGUCGGACAGCGCCUCCUCCUGGCCGUGGUUCCAGUUGAUGAACGACGCCAUGGAGGGCCGUCUGACGAGCAGUGCCCCCCUCCUCACCCCCGUAACCCAUGACGACGACAACCAUCCCUCCCCCAAACAUCGCCCUCGCUCCUCCCUUCCUCCCCUUCCUCUUCCUCCUCCUCUUCCUCAAUCCUCCACAGACUUCGUAGAUGAGGCGUUUGGUGGCGACGAUGGAGGCGACUCUGGGGCGAACGAGGCUCAGCUGGGGGGCCUGGAGAGAGAGUGGGAGAUGGUGGAGAGAGAGAGGGAGGCGCUGGAGAGAGAGAGGGAGAUGGUGGAGAGAGAGAGAGCGACGGUGGAGAGAGAGAGAGCGACCGUGGAGAGAGAGAGAGCGACGGUGCAGACGGAGAGACUGUGGCUGGAGAGAGAGAGGGAGACGCUCGGGCGAGAGAGAGAGGCGCUGGAUCAGAGGGCGCUGAUGAUGAACUCUGUGGGGCAUUCAGGACACCUCAACGCCCUCAUGUAGAGCGCAAAGAGACGUAAAGACAUAAACAGGCCAGGUGGAAAGAGACUUAAAGAGGACAUAAAGAAGCCCGGUGUAAAAAGGACAUAUAGAGGACGUCAAGAGAUGAACUCUGUGGUGCAUUCAGGACACCUCAACGCCCUCAUGUAGAGCAGAAAGAGACAUAUAGAGGACGUCAAGAGAUGAACUCUGUGGUGCAUUCAGGACACCUCAACGCCCUCAUGUAGAGCAGAAAGAGACCUAUAGAGGACGCUCGGGGCAUGUAGAGCGAAUAGCUGCUUGGUCCUACAGUGGAGAUCAGCUGGGGCAAAGCAGCGAGCUCUGGGACAUUAAGCUGCAGGAUGUAGAGGGACGAGCUCCACCGAUGACUAGAGGAUAGCUCUGGAGCAUGUAGAGCAAAGAGCGACGGGGACAUAACCACGAGCUCUCGGGACAUAACCACGAGCUCUCGGGACAUAACCACGAGCUCUCGGGACAUAACCACGAGCUCUCGGGACAUAGCGACGAGCUCUAGGAAGAGAGGACGUCUCAAGGGAACGUAGAGCGACGAGCCCCAGGAAGAGAGGACGUCUCGAGGGAACGUAGAGCGACGAGCCCCAGGAAGAGAGGACGUCUCGAGGGAACGUAGAGCGACGAGCCCCAGGAAGAGAGGACGUCUCGAGGGAACGUAGAGCGACGAGCCCCAGGAAGAGAAGACGUCUCGAGGGAACGUAGAGCGACGAGCCCCAGGAAGAGAAGACGUCUCGAGGGAACGUAGAGCGACGAAGGACAAAUAUUCAAUUCCUCUGAAGACGUGGAGCUAAGGGGUUGUAGAGCGUCCCUGCAGUAUAUGUUGGGACAUUUACACAAUUAGCAUUAUUUAGCAUAUGCAGACAAUAGUUAAACAAUUUCUUGGCAGAUUUGGACAGUUUUGAGUCCAUUGCUGACGUUUUAACCAGAAAGUGGCCAUAUUUGUACUUUUUAAGCAGAUUUUGACGUAUUUUGGUUUGAUUUGAAAGUUUUAGGCCACUCAAAACUGCUAUUAGUGAUCCUUAAAAUAUCCGACAUUGAUUCAACAUCGUCAAUAACUUCCUAAAAAAAAAAAGCCAAAUCGGCCACGCCAUCUUUUUGCUAUCGUCUCCAUAUGCUUACUAAUUAACGCAACUUGUGCUAAUUGUGUAAAAUCCAGCGGUUUCUACGAUCUGGAGACCCUACUCUACAUUUCUAACGUAACACAGCAGACGUAGAGUAUCUGAACGGGAGAGCUGCACACUUUUAAAUAUUCAUCAUCCUUCCCUCUGAGGUAGGAGUUGUAGUUUUGAGGCCGGUUAGCGACGUCACUGAGUAUUAAGGGCCAUUCAGGGAGAAAUGAAGGUGAGUCGGCAGAGGAGGUUCAUAUGCAAGAUUUAAAUGAACAUUUUCUGUGAUUAAAGUUACGAAAGCAGCCGUACAUUUACCAGAUUUAAGUCGUUAGCUUCGAGGUUUUCUGGUAAAUCUACAAGAUCAAAAAGAACAAAUCUUCUCUGAGAUUAUAUAUAGAUUAUAACUCCUCCCUAAAACAUAUUUUAAUGUGGAUCGUUCGUGUGGUGUUUCUUUACUCUAACACCACACGAACAGAUUAUUUUACCCCUCAUUUUAAUUAUAAUUGUGCAGCUCUACCCGUUGAUUCGCUCUGCGUAGACCCUCGCUCAUGUAAAGCCACUUUGGACCCUCGAUGAAUAUGAAACUCUGAUCUCUGGAUUUAUUUGGGCGUCCCAUCGUAAGAGUUUCCUAUUGAUUUACAAUUUUUUUUAAUCAUUUCUAUCCAAGCGUUGACGCUGGACGGAGCGAGAGCGAAGCGUCAGGACGAUAAAUAUCGACGAAGAAUGUUCUGCAUCGGCUUCCACUUCCUGUUUCCUCCAGAGACUCAAGACUGAAUCAGUUGUUGGUUUUUCUCUCGCGCGAUUUGUACGAACUGAAAUGAGAUUAAAAAGUUUCAUUAUCACUUUAA